AGGAGCUGCAGCUGUCGCCGCCCGCGCCUCCGAGGUCUCUCGGCUUCCUCCAGCAGGGACCUGGGCUCGGCCGCCAUGUCCGCCGCGGACGAGGUUGACGGGCAGGGCGUGGCCCGGCCGCACUAUGGCUCUGUCCUGGAUAAUGAGAGACUCACUGCGGAGGAGAUGGAUGAGAGGAGACGUCAGAAUGUGGCCUAUGAGUACCUCUGUCAUUUGGAGGAAGCCAAGAGGUGGAUGGAAGCAUGCCUGGGGGAAGAUCUUCCCCCCACCACGGAGCUGGAGGAGGGGCUGAGGAACGGGGUCUACCUGGCCAAGCUGGGGAACUUCUUCUCUCCCAAAGUGGUGUCCCUGAAAAAAAUCUAUGAUCGAGAGCAGACCAGAUACAAGGCGACUGGUCUCCACUUCAGACACACCGAUAACGUGAUUCAGUGGCUGAACGCCAUGGGGGAGAUCGGAUUGCCCAAGAUUUUUUACCCAGAAACCACAGAUAUCUAUGAUCGAAAGAACAUGCCAAGAUGUAUCUACUGUAUCCACGCUCUCAGCUUGUACCUGUUCAAGCUUGGCCUGGCCCCACAGAUCCAGGACCUAUACGGAAAGGUGGACUUCACAGAAGAAGAAAUCAACAACAUGAAGAUUGAGCUGGAGAAGUAUGGGAUCCAGAUGCCUGCCUUCAGCAAGAUCGGGGGCAUCCUGGCCAAUGAGCUCUCCGUGGAUGAAGCUGCACUGCAUGCUGCUGUUAUUGCCAUUAAUGAAGCGAUCGACCGUAGAAUUCCAGCCGACACGUUUACAGCUUUGAAAAAUCCUAAUGCCAUGCUUGUAAAUCUGGAAGAGCCCCUGGCUUCCACUUACCAGGAUAUACUCUACCAGGCCAAGCAGGACAAAAUGGCAAAUGCUAAAAACAGGACAGAGAACUCGGAGCGAGAGAGAGACGUCUAUGAGGAGCUGCUCACUCAGGCUGAGAUUCAAGGCAACAUAAACAGAGUUAACACACUUUCUGCGUUAGCAAAUGUCGACCUGGCUUUGGAGCAGGAGGACGCUGCGGCCCUGGGUAGGGCUCUGCAGGCACCAGCCCUGGGCCUGCGGGGUCUGCAGCAGCAGAACAGUGACUGGUACCUCAAGCAGCUGCUGAGUGACAGGCAGCACAAGAGACAGAGUGGUCAAGCCGAUCCCCUGCAGAAAGAGGAGCUGCAGGCCGGAGUGGAUGCCGCAAACGGGGCUGCGCAGCAGUAUCAGAGACGAUUGGCCGCAGUGGCCGCCAUUAACACCGCAAUCCAGAAGGGUGUUGCAGAGAAGACUGUCUUGGAGCUGAUGAACCCUGAAGCCCAGCUGCCCCAGGUGUACCCCUUCGCUGCCGACCUGUAUCAGAAGGAGCUGGCCACCCUACAACAGCAGAGUCCAGAGCAUAGCCUCACCCACCCUGAGCUCGCAGUGGCUGUGGAGAUGUUGUCCUCGGUGGCCCUCAUCAACAGGGCGCUGGAGUCGGGUGACAUGAACACCGUGUGGAAGCAGUUGAGCAGUUCUGUGACGGGCCUUACCAACAUUGAGGAAGAAAACUGCCAGAGGUAUCUUGAUGAGUUGAUGAAGCUGAAAGCUCAGGCCCGGGCAGAAAACAAUGAAUUUAUUACGUGGAAUGACAUCCAGGCGUGUGUGGACCAAGUGAACCUGGUGGUGCAAGAGGAGCACGAGAGGAUUUUAGCCAUUGGCUUAAUUAACGAGGCCCUGGAUGAAGGUGAUGCCCAGAAGACACUGCAAGCCCUGCAGAUUCCUGCAGCGAAGCUGGAGGGCGUGCUGGCGCACGUGGCCCAGCACUACCAGGACACUCUCAUCAGAGCCAAGAGGGAGAAGGCCCAGGAAACCCAGGACGAGUCAGCUGUGCUGUGGUUGGAUGAAAUUCAAGGUGGCAUCUGGCAGUCCAAUAAAGACACCCAGGAAGCCCAGAGGUUUGCCUUAGGAAUCUUUGCCAUUAAUGAGGCCGUGGAGAGUGGUGAUGUCAGCAGGACACUGAGCGCCCUGCGGUCCCCUGAUGUGGGCCUCUAUGGAGUCAUCCCUGAGUGCGGCGAGACUUACCAGAGUGACCUUGCUGAAGCCAAGAAGAAAAAGCUGGCAGCAGGAGAUAACAACAGCAAGUGGGUGAAGCACUGGGUAAAAGGUGGGUAUUACUAUUACCACAACCUGGAGACCCAGCAGGGCGGAUGGGACGAGCCCCCAGAUUUCGUGCAGAAUUCAAUGCAGCUCUCUCGGGAGGAGAUCCAGAGUUCCAUCUCCGGGGUGACCGCCGCAUAUAACCGCGAGCAGCUGUGGCUCGCCAACGAGGGCCUCAUCACCAAGCUGCAGGCAUGCUGCCGUGGGUACUUAGUGCGGCAGGAAUUCCAGUCCAGGAUGAACUUCCUAAAGAAGCAGAUCCCUGCCAUCACCUGCAUCCAGUCGCAGUGGAGAGGGUACAAGCAGAAGAAGGCAUACCAGGACCGGUUGGCCUACCUACGCUCCCACCGAGAUGAAGUGGUGAAGAUCCAGUCCCUGGCCAGGAUGCACCAAGCUAGAAAGCGCUACAGAGAUCGCCUCCAAUAUUUCCGAGACCACAUAAAUGACAUCAUCAAAAUCCAGGCUUUUAUCCGUGCCAACAAAGCUCGUGACGACUACAAGACGCUCAUCAACGCCGAGGAUCCACCUAUGAUUGUGGUACGGAAAUUCGUGCACUUGCUGGACCAGAGUGACCAGGAUUUCCAGGAGGAGCUGGACCUCAUGAAGAUGCGGGAGGAGGUGAUCACCCUCAUCCGUUCCAACCAGCAGCUGGAGAAUGACCUCAACCUCAUGGAUAUCAAGAUCGGACUGCUGGUGAAAAAUAAGAUCACCCUGCAGGAUGUGGUUUCCCACAGUAAAAAACUUACCAAAAAAAACAAGGAACAAUUGUCUGACAUGAUGAUGCUCAACAAGCAGAAGGGCGGCCUCAAGGCUUUGAGCAAGGAGAAGCGGGAGAAGCUGGAGGCCUAUCAGCACCUGUUUUAUUUAUUGCAGACCAAUCCCACCUAUCUGGCCAAGCUGAUUUUUCAAAUGCCCCAGAACAAGUCCACCAAGUUCAUGGACUCCGUUAUCUUCACACUCUACAACUACGCGUCCAACCAGAGAGAGGAGUACCUGCUGCUGCGGCUCUUCAAAACGGCACUCCAGGAGGAGAUCAAGUCAAAGGUGGAUCAGAUCCAAGAGAUUGUGACCGGCAACCCCACGGUUAUUAAGAUGGUUGUGAGUUUCAACCGUGGUGCCCGGGGCCAGAAUGCCCUGAGACAGAUCUUGGCCCCCGUAGUGAAGGAGAUCAUGGACGACAAGUCGCUGAACAUCAAGACCGACCCCGUGGACAUUUACAAAUCGUGGGUCAAUCAAAUGGAGUCUCAGACAGGAGAGGCAAGCAAACUGCCCUAUGACGUGACCCCCGAGCAGGCCCUGGCUCAUGAGGAAGUCAAGACCCGCCUGGACAACUCUAUCAGGAACAUGCGGGCUGUGACAGACAAGUUCCUGUCAGCUAUCAUCAGCUCCGUGGACAAAAUCCCGUAUGGGAUGCGCUUCAUUGCAAAAGUGCUAAAGGACUCGUUGCAUGAGAAGUUUCCAGAUGCUGGUGAGGAUGAGCUGUUGAAGAUCAUCGGUAACCUGCUUUACUACCGGUACAUGAACCCCGCCAUCGUGGCUCCCGAUGCCUUUGACAUCAUCGACCUGUCGGCGGGGGGCCAGCUGACCACGGACCAGCGCCGCAACCUGGGCUCCAUUGCCAAGAUGCUGCAGCACGCCGCCUCCAACAAGAUGUUCCUGGGUGAUAACGCGCACCUCAGCGUCAUUAACGAGUACCUCUCCCAGUCCUACCAGAAAUUCAGACGAUUUUUCCAGACUGCUUGCGACGUCCCCGAGCUGCAGGACAAGUUUAAUGUGGAUGAGUACUCCGACUUGGUCACACUCACCAAACCGGUUAUCUACAUUUCCAUCGGUGAAAUCAUCAACACCCACACCCUUCUGUUAGAUCACCAGGAUGCCAUCGCCCCAGAGCACAACGACCCCAUCCACGAACUGCUGGACGACCUCGGCGAGGUGCCCACCAUCGAGUCCCUCAUAGGGGAAAGCUCUGGUAAUGUCACUGACCCAAAUAAAGAAGCACUGGCUAAGACAGAGGUCUCCCUCACCCUCACCAACAAGUUUGAUGUACCUGGGGAUGAGAACGCCGAAAUGGACGCGAGGACCAUCCUGCUAAACACCAAACGUUUGAUUGUGGAUGUCAUCCGCUUCCAGCCAGGGGAGACCUUGACUGAGAUCCUGGAAACCUCGGCCACCAGCGAGCAGGAAGCAGAGCAUCAGCGGGCCAUGCAGAGGCGUGCCAUCCGUGAUGCCAAGACCCCCGACAAGAUGAAGAAGUCCAAGUCCGUGCAGGAAGACAGCAGCCUCACAUUGCAGGAGAAGAAGGAGAAGAUCCAGACGGGCUUGAAGAAGCUCACCGAGCUCGGGACCGUGGACCCAAAGAAUAAAUACCAGGAGCUGAUCAAUGACAUCGCCAGGGACAUUCGGAAUCAGCGGAGAUACAGGCAGAGGAGGAAGGCCGAGCUGGUCAAGUUGCAGCAGACAUACACUGCCCUGAACUCCAAGGCCACCUUCUACGGGGAGCAGGUGGAUUACUACAAAAGCUAUAUCAAAACUUGCUUGGAUAACUUAGCCAGCAAGGGCAAGGUCUCCAAAAAGCCGCGGGAGAUGAAAGGAAAGAAAAGCAAGAAGAUUUCUCUGAAGUACACGGCUGCAAGACUGCACGAGAAGGGCGUCCUCCUGGAGAUCGAGGACCUGCAAGUGAGCCAGUUUAAAAAUGUUAUCUUUGAAAUCAGCCCAACUGAAGAAGUUGGAGACUUUGAAGUGAAAGCCAAAUUUAUGGGAGUGCAAAUGGAGACUUUCAUGUUACAUUACCAGGACCUGCUGCAGCUACAGUAUGAAGGGGUGGCAGUCAUGAAGCUGUUUGACAGAGCUAAGGUCAAUGUCAACCUCCUCAUCUUCCUGCUCAACAAGAAGUUCUAUGGGAAGUGACAGGAUGCUGUGCCACUGGCCGGGAUGCAUGGAGUGAAAAUGUCAAGGCUGGCCAGGGCCCUUGCAGCCCACAGCCGUCCUCAACCUCCGACGUCACAGGCCUGCGCUUCUAACCCCUCCUGCUGUCCUGGGACAUCCCCCUCCCAUCCAAAUCGAAGCUGUAUCUCGGGCCUUGCCUGGCCCUUCUGGUGCCUUUAGUCUUCUUCCCAUCGCUUAUGACAGAAUGGCAGGGUCCUAGAUUCUCUCUGCUCUCAUGGUUCUUACAGAUGCUGGCCUGGGCUGUGAGCUUCUGGGUUCAAGUAGCAGUAAGUCAGAUGAAUGAGAUUCAGGCUCUUGCUAGCAGCGUGGAAGCCACAGGCACCAGUCCGGGGCCUCCGUCUGGUAGGCACGGUCAGCCAGCCAGGUUGCCAGCACCAGGCCAGCGCUGCUAACCAAAAACACUCCCUUUUGUAUUUGUGUCCCUUCAGUAGAGUGCAUGGAACCAGUGUUCACCAGCUCACCCCCUUUUGGGUGUCCUUGUGGCAUUUUCAGAUACAAAGAAGAUUGUGUUUUUAUUUUUUUUUUACUUAAUUUUUGCACCAUGUAAUUGGAGCCUUUCUGUUGGUGUGACAUACUCCCCCACAGAUACAAAAUCCAGUUGAUGACACUCCAUUGGCUGGGAGAGUUCAGAAGGGGCAGUCCAUGCUCCAACGCCUACACAUGCCCAGGAGGUGGCCAUUCCUGUCCCUGUGGCUACCAGUCAGGACUGUGUCUGAAGCUUGUCCUUUCAGAGUGCCUUAUUAUUUCUUACAGAGGGUGAUGGGGAUUUCAGGUUUCUGUAACGCUAUGAGGAGCCUGCCUUGGGACAGGACAUUGUCGGUGUAUCUAGGCUCCCAGAACUUUCUCGCAACUGCGACACUAGGAUGCAGGGGGAAUCCCACCAGAAGUGGUCUGGAACGAGGACCAGCAGGUCCUGCCCACCCCUGCCUUCUACUUCCUUCGCUCACCUCUGCUGCCCACACCACACCUUUCUUUGAUGAGUCUCCCAAUUGCUGGGAUUAGUCCAGCAUAGUUCAGUUCUAAACACUGAAUGAAGGAAGCAUUUGUUCUGGGGUAAAAAGUCGCAUAUUUAAAAAAAAAAAUUAUAGUCUGCACAGGGAGGAAGACCCCGACGUCACGCUCCUGAGCUGGCAUUCGCUCAGCCAUCUCAGCUCUGUACUCAGCCAGCUUCAAACCUAAAACCUAGGAAAGGACUCCCUGUGUUUGUGGAAAGCCAGAAACCUGUCAUUCAUUCAUAACAGGUGACACGGCGGGGAGCCCAGCCGGGGGUUGCUGUCCCCCGCCAGGCCCUGACGGCUGAGGCAGAUCCCACCCUGAACCCUGCGGAGCUGUGGCAUGGAGACUGGCACUGUCACUGCCUUUAUUUAUUAGCUGUUGCCUGCCUUCCCCAGCCCCAGCUCUCCCCUCCUCUGACUACUCUGCCUGGCUAUCAUGACAUUUACCACAAAUUCACUUCCUCCCCAUAUUUUGGACUGCCCAUCUGAUUGUUGCACCACACAAUCGCCUUUGUAUCUGUACUAAAUAAAAGGUCAUUUGUU
This is a messenger RNA of Ochotona curzoniae (black-lipped pika), 6626 nucleotides long. It is a transcript of the gene IQGAP1, whose product is annotated as IQ motif containing GTPase activating protein 1. Gene Ontology annotation, molecular function: actin filament binding; GTPase activator activity; calmodulin binding. The record is from RefSeq and is a predicted model, not a curated record. Gene Ontology annotation, biological process: regulation of GTPase activity; regulation of actin cytoskeleton organization. The transcript has 38 exons. The coding region runs from base 76 to 5049 and encodes 1657 amino acids. Lineage: Eukaryota; Metazoa; Chordata; Mammalia; Lagomorpha; Ochotonidae. Gene Ontology annotation, cellular component: cytoplasm; nucleus.